Messenger RNA from Ornithodoros turicata, 1683 nucleotides. RefSeq names its product inositol polyphosphate 1-phosphatase-like (gene Ipp). The record is from RefSeq and is a predicted model, not a curated record. The coding region runs from base 455 to 1573 and encodes 372 amino acids. The transcript is spliced from 5 exons. Gene Ontology annotation, molecular function: inositol-1,4-bisphosphate 1-phosphatase activity. NCBI's taxonomy places the organism in Eukaryota, Metazoa, Arthropoda, Arachnida, Ixodida, Argasidae.
UUGCUACUACUACUACUACCGUUACCUUUCACAAGAUGGCGGCGUGUCAAGUUCCAAUUCCAAACUUUACUAUGUGUGGUUAUGGUGAUUAUCAUAUCGGGUAGAGUGAAUGGGAGGGCGGUGAAGAGUAUUGUAACGAACAUUUUUGUGCGUGUAUUAGGCCACUUUCCCUUCCCAUUUUGUUACGCGAGUCUUCUCCGGCAACUGGAACAGAGCAGCACAACCCACCCUAUAUGCAGACGAUCACUUGUGCCGAAAAAAGUAGUAGUAAAUUGUGAGAGGUACCACAUAUGAUUACGUGAUUUGGUUUGGGCAAUGUUGUUUUUGCACUGAACGUAGAGUAGCACAGAUGGAAACGAAAUCUCGACUGUGUGCGAGCCUCGCUUCCUAGCGGAGACGUUCCUUGCCCGUUAUCAGAUUAAAGGACUACCGAAAGGGCUACAUCACGGCAAGGAUGUGGGUCAAGGUCCAAGAGCUUGUCCAAGAAAUUGUGCGUGCUUCAGAAAAGGCAGCUUGCAUCGCUCGGGCCUGUCGAGCUGAGAAAGAGCUCUUUGCGCUCUUAGUGGAGGAAAAGAAAGAGGGGGAGAAGAACCCUCGCUUUGUGCAGGAUUUCAAGACUUUGGCAGAUGUCCUUGUCCAAGAAACUAUCAAGCAUGACCUCGGAAAGCUCUUUCCUUGCCUGCGAGAACACAUUCAUGGUGAAGAGAGCAACAAAUUCACAAAUGCCAAUGGGGACAGCAUCAUUGUUGAAAUCCAAUCCACAUCUGAAGCAACUGCGCAAGUCCUCACACAAGUCCUCGAAGGAAACCAUAGGGCUGCGCAACUCUUGUCCAACACUGUGCACUUUGAAGUACAAGUGUCGGUAGAGGUCAGCACGGAAGCAAUGACGGAUUCCUCGUCUCUCGGAAUAUGGAUUGAUCCAAUCGAUUCUACAUCUGAGUACAUAGCUGGAAAUUGGGAAAUGGAAGAUGAGGGAGGGGUAGCGGCAUCCGGUCUGCAGUGUGUCUGCAUCCUCAUUGGUGUGUACUCUCUUGCGGAUGGUGUUCCAGUGAUGGGAGUCAUCAAUCAACCUUUUCGAUAUCAACGUGGCUCAGAGAAGUACAGUGGACAGUUCUACUGGUGCUUUUCGGGGGAGACGGUCUUGGUUUCCCAUCCUUGUGACGACAGCGGCCCAUCACGACAGCGGCCCAUCGUAUUAGCCAGCACGAGUGAAAGCCCACUGGUUCUGGAUGCUCUACGCUCUGACUGUGUCAUCAAGUUUGCUGCGGGUGCAGGCUACAAGCUGCUCUGUGUGGCUCUAGGCUUGGUGGAUGCUUACGUGCUAUCUAAGGCUACAACUUUCCGCUGGGACACUUGCGCUCCCCAUGCCUAUCUGAGGGCAAUCGGAGGUGAUAUCGUCAAGCUCUGGCAUGCUGUUGAGAUGCAUAAAAGGGGUACCACUCGCGACAUGGACAUUCAUUAUCAUGUUGCGGAAGGCGGUGGGCAGUGGUGCAAUAGUUUGGGCUUGAUUGCAUACCGUCAUCUGCAUGUGCUUGAAACUAUCGUUGAUAUUCUCAGUAAGACGAGUACUUGAGACAACCUACCUACAUAAUGUGAUCUGUGCUCUGAUUGUGCUCUUUAGUGUCAGUGUCAUAGUUCAGUAGGGUUUUUAAGGAAAAAUAAAUGAGAGGAGGGAAAGUGUUA